AUGGCGGCCCAUCGCUCGACGACCGGAGCAGCCGGUGGUGGGGAGGCGCUGCCCAGCACCCAGUGGUCGUUGAAGCGGUACGCGCGGUUCCUUGCAUCGGGUGGAGCGCCGAACUCUUGGGAGGUUUUUGAAUCCAGUCCAGAGAAGGGGUUUCUCUCCUUGAUUAUUGUGCAGUCAGGGCAUUUUCUUAUCUCUCAAGGUGGGACAACCUUGCUGGAAGGAUUUUCUCUAAUUGAAGCUCAUAAGUGGUGGAAGGCAGUACGUAGAGCAGAUUGUGUGCUCUUUGGAUCUAAAGUGAAGAAUGAAAGCCGUAUGUUUCGAGUGCAGUUCAGUGGUGAUUCAUAUGAACAAGCUAUGGAGCACUGCUCUAACUGUAUGCAAAAACUACUUGUCUAUAUACAUGUACAAAAUCCUGAAGGAAAUAAUGUGAAUCGAGCUCUAUUAUUGAGCCAGCCAACUAGCAACCAGUCUGAAAGUCUGGAGUUAGAGGUUCAGGAUACAGAGAAAGGGCAAUCAAGAAUGCAAAGCACCCUUCCUGAGCAUAGGGUGUCAAUAAAACAAGUAGCAAAGUCUAUGCUGGGAGAUAAAUCUUUUAAUCUGCCAUUGGCCUAUCAGCAUUCAGCAUUGAACACUGAAGAGUUGGGUCCUUUCUUAAAACUCUGCCUUAUGGAUCAGAGCUUCCCAGCAUUUGUGGAACAAGUGGAGCAGGAACUUAAAAAGCUCAUAGAAGAAUGACUGGCUUGACUUCUCUUGGUUCUGCAGAAGAGAAUUGCUAGAAGUUGCAUUAAUUUUUAUUAAUUCUUUUCAUGUUGGAGUUCUUCAAGCUAUAUUGAUGAUCUCUCUAUUUUGGCAUUCCCAUUCUAGAUUAUUAACUUGAUUGUGUUUUCAUUAGUAAAUGAGAUUUAAAUAAUUAUUUUAUUAGUUCACUUCUAAUGAAUUUGUCAGAUAAUUAAA
Messenger RNA from Mobula hypostoma (lesser devil ray), 954 nucleotides. RefSeq names its product REC114 meiotic recombination protein (gene rec114). The transcript is spliced from 6 exons. Lineage: Eukaryota; Metazoa; Chordata; Chondrichthyes; Myliobatiformes; Myliobatidae. Bases 1 to 735 code for a protein of 244 amino acids. The record is from RefSeq and is a predicted model, not a curated record.